Molecule: messenger RNA, 1625 nt
Organism: Misgurnus anguillicaudatus (oriental weatherfish)
Lineage: Eukaryota; Metazoa; Chordata; Actinopteri; Cypriniformes; Cobitidae
Source: RefSeq, a predicted model, not a curated record
UGAAGUUAAAAGAAGCUCCUGAAUGCCCCUAUGUUAUAAGAAUGAUUGACUGGUAUGAGGAACGCAAUUACCUCAUGUUUGUUCUGGAGUACCUAGACGAAUAGAUGCCCUUGCGUAAUUAUAUCUCUACACCUGGAAAACUGCCGGAAGAUAAAGCUCGCAGGCUUCAGUUAGUGAAAGCAGUUGAACAUUGCAUAAAGCACGGGGUGUUUCACAAUGACAUCCAUUUUGGAAACAUCUUGGUGGACAGUGAAGGUGUACAGCUGGAGUUAAUUGACUUUGGGAUUGGCCGUCUAAUCAAUGACGCUGCAUACAAAUCCAAAGGACAUAAAGGAGCACCUGAGAAAUACUCUGAGUUCAUACACAGGGUCAUGCCAAAAACGUCUUGGACUUAGGUUCUGUGCUAUAUAAGAUGCUGCACGGAAAAAAGCCCCUUCUUUGGACCCCACUUUAACCAAGAGUAAGUGAAAGACAAAAAGACUGCAUUUUGUACAUUUGCUCAUUUGGCAGACAUUUUUAUCUAAAGCAACUUCAUCAGUAUGUCUGCUCCUCUCCCACAAGCUUUUGUGCUGUAGAGUAAACCAAUAGAGUAAAGUUUGCCACAUCAUCUGCCUUUUUGUUAUAUUAUUUUUGGUCUGACGAAUACAAUCUUACUCUUAAUAGGGUUAAGUUUGCCGUAUCGUCUGCCUUUAAUUAUUUUGGUCUGACGAACAACUUACUCUUUAUCAAUAGAGUAAAGUGUGCCGCAUCGUCUGCCUUUUCGUUACAUUAUUUUUGUCUGAUGAACCACUUAAUUUUAACUACAGGGUUAAGCAUCGACGCAUCGACUGCCUUUAAUUAUUUGGUCUGACGAAUUAGUUAACUCUACUUACCAGAGUUAAACAUUGCUGUAUUGACUGCCAUUAAUUAUAAGGUCUGACGAACUUCUUAACUCUUGACUAGUUGUAUGGUCGAUCGAAAACAAAAGAGCUCCAUGGCCAAAAACAACUUGGUUUAAACAAAUUUGUUAGGAAAUAUCUUGUUUUGACUAUUGCUAGGAAAUAACUAGUUUUGACUCCCAUAGAAACUAUAGAAACCAUCAGGCGACUAAGCUGGUUCCGGUGAAGCUAAACAUUUGCCCCCCACCCCAUAUCUUCAUCAUGAGGUGACCCCCCCGUCACUAAAAGACGAAGUUCUUCUCAUGACUCCAUCCCACAGCAUUUCGCCUGUCUAAGAUUUGGGGAGUAUAAGCUAAUUUGUAUCUAGGUUUACCUAGCAACUUCACUGCUGAGUUUUAUUGUUGAAUUUUAUUGCUGAAGGGGUACCUAGUAGGACAGCAUAAGGAUUGUCCCAUCUUGGUUUUAGGCCUGAGUGUUUUAAUUUUUUAUAAAUCAUUUGCCCUGGCACAAUAUUAUGUUGUCCGUAAUUUUUACAGCAUCCUGAACCUGAUUUUGCUUUUUUGUACUGCUUCAGUCAAAAGCAUAGACCGUAAAAAAUAUGGACGUAGUGUCCGUGACGUCACCCAUUGGUUUGUGAAGAUCGCUUUUGAAGCUUAAAGUAGGCGUUGCCUGCCGUCGCCAUCUUGGCCGCGCGUCCUCGCGAAUUACUUGCGGAAAACCGAAAAUGGGUAAAGAGGCGGGAUAUGG